CGCGCCGAACGGACGUAUUCGAAACAUGCCGCGCACGCUCAAACUUCCGAACACGAAUACUUGAAUUUCGAAAUAAAAAUGACUUUAUAAUUAUUUCCCAAUUAAUUUCAAUGGAAUACGAAUGGAAAACUCCAUUCACUGUUGCAUCGUGAAUUCGUUAACAUGUAAUAUAAACCGAAUGUGAUUGAUAAAAGUUGGUGUAAUUCAGUGGCAGUAUGGUAUAUGUCGGUGUUAAAGAGUGUGACAACACCAUAAAUGGAAGGAACCAAUUUGUUUAUUUUAUAUUUGUGCAUUUACUUUUAAUUGGACUGAACGGCACUAAUGCGCAAAACCGAGCGCCGCGUAUCAAGGAGCACCCGUCGAACACAGUGUCGGGUCGAAGCGAGCCAGCAACACUGCGGUGUGUGGUGGAAGGCAGGCCCAAACCCGCCGUGCAGUGGUAUAAAGACGGGUCGCCUGUGCCCGCCGCGGACGACGGCCACAGGGUUCUUUUGGAAGACGGAUUGCUGUUUUUAAAAGUAAACCGUGGUAAAAAAGAUAGUGAUGAAGGACUGUAUUGGUGCGUUGCGAGAAAUAUCGCUGGAGAGGCUGUAAGUCAUAACGCAACUUUAAAUGUGGCUGUGCUUCGAGAUGAAUUCAAAGCGGAACCUAGAGACGUGCACGUGGCGGCGGGGGAGCCCGCGGUGUUAGAGUGCGCUGCACCGAGAGGCAUACCGGAACCUUCGGUGCAUUGGCUGAAGGAUGGACAAAUGUAUGAUGUAGAAGUGAACGGGAGGGUAACAAUUACUGAAACUGGAAGUUUAAAAAUAUUGGAAACGCUUCCUACCGAUAGUGGACUAUUCAGAUGCGUGGCUUCAAAUGUCGCCGGAGAACGACAAUCGAGGGCCGCGGCGUUGAUUGUUUUGAGAAGACCACAUUUUGUUGUCAAACCUAACAAUGUAACUGCUUUAGUGGGUCAAGAUGUAGAGUUUAAUUGUCAGAGUUAUGAUUCUUCAGUAUCGAUAACAUGGGUGAAGGAGGAUGGUGUUCUGCCAAAGCACGCCUCAAUACAUCGUGGGUUGUUACGCUUAGAGCAUGUGUCCGCAACAGAUGCGGGCGUGUACUCCUGCCGAGCGGACAGCGCCGCGGGCUCGAGUACAGCGAGCGCCUCUCUCACCGUGUACUCGUUACCACACUUCAUACAAAUACCAUCCAAUCUGACCGCGUGGGAGGGCGAUGUGGUUUCCAUACCUUGCGAAGCUAAAGGUCUUCCCACGCCGACCACCUUCUGGAUUCUACAAGGAACGGAGGAUGUUCUAUUAUUUCCUGAAUGCACUAAGAGCAAUUCAAGUUUAUUGUAUUUAGACGAUGCAAAAACAGAACACGCAGGAAGAGUUAUAUGCGUAGCCGUAAAUGCAGCUGGAAGUGUAACGCAAGAGGCUCACUUGAAUGUUUUAAAGAAAGACGUUGACGCUUUUAACCAACAUGUAGGACAAGAAUCUGGGGACGGGUACGAGUAUGAAGCACAAAUGACAGUAUACGAACUAGUUCAAGCGAGAAAGUAUUUAAAGCAAAAUGUUCUAAAGUUGAGAAGGGUGGAAACUUUGUCUUCGACUUCCCUCAAAGUUGUCUGGGAUGUACUGACGGAUUAUAAUGAAUAUUUGGAAGGGGUAAAAAUAUGGUACAACGGAACAUCUCUAAACUGGCGUAAUUCUAGUUCAGAAGAUGUUACAAUGAAUUCAUCUCAAUCGUACACUUCCUGUUCGAACGGUUCCUUGACAAAUGUGGAUAAUAGCGGUUCGUCUAGUUACGUGCUAUCUGGGUUAGCGUCGUAUACUCAGUACGAUGUGUUCGUUAUGCCAUAUUAUAAAACGCUGUUGGGAAAACCAUCGAAUUCAAUGACGGGAUACACCGAUGAAGAUGUGCCAUCGCUGCCGCCACAGAGCGUGACUGGGAGUGUAAUUAACGCGACCUCGGCGAGGAUACGAUGGGAACCGCCACCUGCUAACACUUGGAACGGAGAACUCACCGGUUAUUUGAUCGAAAUACGCGUUGGAAGUAACUCAGGUGGUAGAGUAGUUGGUCAGAUGUCACUGGGCGCACGCACUCGCGCGGCAACCGCCAGCUCACUCCGCGCGGGAGGCCGGUAUAGUGCCCGCGCGGCGGCUGUCACUCGCAAGGGACAUGGACCCUUCAGUGCACCAGCUCUUAUUCAUAUGGUGCCCACCCAAUCGCAGAGGCAUUACGUACAAACAGAACCGCCAAAAGAUACAAAAAUACCCCACAUUCUUCAAGAGACGUGGCUAUUAGCGCUCUGUCUGACUUUAUUCACGAUCAUUAUUAUUGGAUUGUUCAGUAUUUAUUAUAUCAAGCGGCGAAACACCGUUCAAAGGAAGAAGUCUACGGGUCAGUCGAUUGUUACGGCGCAGCAGUGUCUAUUGAAUAAAGACACUAUCUGGCUCCGCGAGCGACCCGUGUUCUCGCCGCCCAACGAAGCUCCGCUAGAUGUAGGAAAUUGCCAUCAGACUCUAUUACAAGGAGGUCAAUCUACGAACAUUCUAAAUGUAGAACCUGAGUACUGCCUGCCACAAAACUCUAUUCAGGGCUUGGAUGCAUCCAGUGUAGACAGGAUGAAGCGCGGCCCGCCGGAGCCGUAUGCGUCGAACGCUAUUUACACAGAACUAAACUUCAAGGACAAUAACGAAAUCGGAGAUCUGAGAAAUUGUCCAGAAAGACGAUCCCAUAACAAUAGCAUUGUUAGAUCGUGCAACGGGAGCAUUCAGUACUCUAAUGGUGAAUGUUCGACUUGUUGUCAUAGCACGUCCAGUCGGUCUACUAAAGAUUAUAGAGAGCUGCGACACGAGAAUGUACACAACGAAAUCAAUGUUAUUGAAGACGAUUGCGCCUCGUGCCAUACUAACAGAUCAGGAUCUCGAAGUAGACAGGACAAAAGUAAAGUGUGUCCAGCCAAUGAUUUAGAAUACGAUUAUCCUCAAUGGCAUUGGCUGGGCAGAGAGAACAGUUUCAAGAUUCCCAUUCAGUCGGGCAGACAUUCUAACGUUGCAAGGAGUGAACAGGGCUGUCAAAUAAAUCUGAGUGAUAUACUGCCGCCUCCGCCGUAUGAGAGCCCUGACGGUAAGAAAUGAAGAAUUUGGAAGUCGAUAAAUUUGAUGUCUUUAGAGAAAUAUGAGAAACUUGAAGCAAUAAAUCAAUAUCAAUGUUUAAAACUUAUUAUAAUGUAGAAUCUGUAAUAAAAAUACAAUCUUUAGGUAAAACGUUAGCACAUCAUUAAGUAAAUAAGAAAAACAAUUUGGGUACAUAAAACGGUUGUAUAUCUUAAAAGUUAAA
Molecule: messenger RNA, 3327 nt
Organism: Papilio machaon (common yellow swallowtail)
Lineage: Eukaryota; Metazoa; Arthropoda; Insecta; Lepidoptera; Papilionidae
Product: neogenin
Exons: 15
Coding region: 216-3125 (969 amino acids)
Biological process (GO): cell-cell adhesion
Molecular function (GO): protein binding
Source: RefSeq, a predicted model, not a curated record